Yarrowia lipolytica CLIB122 is the source of this 3300-nucleotide messenger RNA. RefSeq lists its product as uncharacterized. Lineage: Eukaryota; Fungi; Ascomycota; Dipodascomycetes; Dipodascales. Gene Ontology annotation, biological process: double-strand break repair via homologous recombination. Gene Ontology annotation, cellular component: nucleus; site of double-strand break; Smc5-Smc6 complex. Gene Ontology annotation, molecular function: single-stranded DNA binding; damaged DNA binding; ATP hydrolysis activity. The record is from RefSeq and is a predicted model, not a curated record.
AUGAGUCGACCCCGCGACGACGACGCGAGCGAUGAUGGCCAGCAGCGGCCUCGUAAGCGCCAGAACACCCAAGACUUCUUCAGGUACCACCAUCCAGGUUUCAUUCGGUCUGUGGAGUGCAUCAACUUCAUGUGCCACGAAAACCUGAAGAUCGAUGUUGGCCCCGGAAUCACGUUUGUUUCCGGCCAGAACGGCCACGGCAAAUCUGCUAUUCUUAACGCUUUGAUCCAGGUCUUUUCAACUGACCGUAAGAUGAAGGGUGAGCGAGGUACAGGUGCUGCUCUGCGACGAAACAUUGAGGACAACAAGAAGGCCAAGUCUGCCAAGAUCAUUGUCAAGAUCAACAACAAGGAGGCUGACGAAGAUCUGGAUUUCACUGAUGGAGGAGUAAAGGGAUAUACUAUGUCUCCAUUUGAGCCUGAGACGUAUGGCGAUAUCAUCAUCAUCGAGAGAGAAAUCUUCGAGAAGUCCAGAAAGCUCAAAAUUAUGACCAAGAAGAAGGAGUUGAUUUCUGAGAAGACAGAAGUCCUUCUGCAAAUCAUGAAACACUUCUCCUACCAGUUCGACAACCGUCUUGUGAUCCAGACCCAGGAGAACGCCAAGAAGAGAGGAGACCCUAAGAGUCUGUUUGACUUCUUUUACAACGGAUCUGGUUUCGAGAGCAUCGAGAACGACCUUGCCGCGAUGAAAAGAGAAGUCGGACAGCAGCAUGAGUGCCUCGAGUCUUCUUUGUUGCAAACCACCCUCGCCAAGAAGGAGCGCAGAGACGAACUUAAGGCCGAAUGCGAGCUUACCGCCCACACCAAGGAGCUCUACGACAAUCUUCAACGGUACAAGGCCAUGUAUCAAUGGUUGGAUUACUCCACUUUCCAGCUGGCUCUUAACAAUGCUCUCAGUGUAAAGAUGAAGCUUGAGGACAAGUGCAAGCAACUCAAGGAGGUGGGUGCAAAGCGUCGAGCCCAACUGGAGGAACACAAGCUGGCUUUGGAGCAGUGUGAAAAAGAAGACCCUGAGCUUGAUGCGCAGAUUGCUGAGGCCAACAGAAAAAAGACACUGCUAAAAAAUGAGAAAGACGACAUCAAUAGACAGCUCCGGUCUUCAGAAAGAGAUGUCGAGGAUCUCGAGGACCAAAUAAGGCUGUUAAACCAUGCCAUUGCUAAGCUUCGAGCGGAGCGAGAUCAGUCGAACUCCAACGCCGAACACAAACGACUGGAUGCAAAGAUCAAAGCGUGUGAAGAGAAAGUCACCACUGCUGAGACGCAAAUCAGAGCAUUCAAGCUCAAGCUGGAGGAGAAGAGAAAUAUCUGGAGGGAUGCAAGAUCCAAGUCUCAGGAUGCUUCAUCGCCGAGAACCCAGAAGGAGGCUCAAUUGCGCGAUGCCAGGGACGAGGCAAGUCGGCUGGAGGCAAUGUCAAGAGAUAAGGGUAACCCCAUUGCUGGUUUUGGUCACCAGUUCGUCGAGGCCGAUCGUAUCAUUCAGACCAACAUGGGCAGGUUCAGACAGCCACCACUUGGCCCUAUAGGCCAGUACAUCAAGGUCAAGCCUGGUACUAGCCAACAAGAGCUAACGCUGAUCAAUAGUCAUCAACCUCUCACAAGAUUGCUCAGAUCGUAUGUCGUUGCGACUCCUGAGGAUGAACGAACGCUGAGAAGCAUAUUGCCACGCAACCAUAACCCUACGAUCUAUUAUGUCAAACCCGACAAUUACGAUGUGGAUCGUAUUUCACCCUCUUCCCAGUUCAAAACUAUUUUGCGGUGCCUUGACGUUUCGGAGGCUCGUGUUAUCCAGGCCUUGGUCGAGUGGGCAGCGGUGCAUAGUACCGCUAUCGCUGGUAGUACCGAAGAGGCUGUUAGAGCUCUGAAGCAGGGGUCGCAAAACUUGGAAUCAGCGAUUGCCCCUCAUAAAACGUCGGAUAGGUUUAUUGUUACUGCAACGCAGAGAGGCUCUCAGCUUUCUUCUUCUGGGGUUGUGCAGUCGGGCCUUCUGCGGGUAGGAAAGGCGAUUGUGACUGCUGAAGACGUUUCUGAGGCCAAGAAACGAGUCGCUGUAUGCGAGCGGGAGCUGCAGCCGCUGAAGGAGGAACUCAGACGCCUGGAGCAAGAGGAGCAGAUGGCUCUACGAGAGUUCAGAUCCCUCGAAGAUAAAGAAUCAGUGUUCGAACAGAAGCUCCAGUCGCUUAGAAGAGAACAUGCUUUAGCUGUGGCAGAGAGGGACUCGAUUCCUGAUGCACCCAGCACAGACGAGACUGACCAGGCUAUCGAGACCAAGACUCAGGAGCUGGAUAACAGCAAGCAGCAGCUGUCUGAGGCACGCGAGGCUCUGGAAGCGGCAAAGGUACGUUCGCGUGAGAUCGCCAAUUCUGAGAUGGAAGCUGAAGUGGAGCUCGACAAGCUCAACGCGAAAGUACACGAAAAGUUUUUGGCUACCGAAGAAGCCAACUUGAGGUACACGGCACAUCAGGACGUCGUGACCAGCACACUGCAGAAGUUCGAGCUGGCCAAGAAGAAGCUCGCGGAGAAGGAGGUUGAGCUAGUUGAUAUACAGGCCAACAUGGAGACCCAGCUUGCUGCUGCACAGGCUCUCAGCGAGGAGCACGUUCCUUUAGAUGAAGGCGUCGACUUAGAGAAUGGUUUUGACUACUGUACCAAGCGUACUGGUGAGUUGCAGGCCAAGAUCGAUGCUGCAAAGAAGCGAAACCUCCGAGACUACCGUAUAGUCUAUGCAGAAUUUCAGGAGGCGGAGGAGGCAUACCGACUUGCUAAGGAGGAGUUUGAGGCGCAGAAGAAGGACGUUAGAGCUCUAGGAGAGACGGAGGCAGACCGUGUUCUGGCUAAGGGGCAGGCUCUUUCUCUUGGUAUUAUGCAGACCAGUGCUUACUUUAGUAACAUCAUGAAGUCUAGGGCAGCCUCAGCUGAUAUCGUUUUCGAUCUGAAAACCAGAAAGCUAGAAGUGAAGAACUACAAGCUCGCUUCUACUUCCGAUACUUCGUCCAAGGGAGGUGCUCGAGAUGUGGCUACCACUUCUGGUGGAGAGCACUCUUUCCUUCAGUCAGCUCUCAUGGCCGCUCUAUGGCAGAUGGUAGAUGCUCCUAUCAUCUGUCUGGAUGAGUACGAGGUGUUCAUGGACGACACCACUCGAGUCACGGCACAAAAGAACCUGAUCAAUACUCUCGGAGGCUUGAAGCAGCGCGCCCAGGCUAUUCUGAUUUCCCCCACGGUGGUGAAGAACAGCGCCGUGGACGAUGCUAGAUUCACGUAUGUGGAGGUUCGAGAUCCCAGUUUUGCUUCUCGAAAUCGGUAA